GAUAAGGGCGGAGCAUCUGGAGCAGAAGAACCGGACGGCUGAACCUGCGGACUUUGUAAACUUGCAGCAGCAUACCUGUGGAAAACAAACGCACAUUAACGCACUAACACACGAAGCUCUUUUAGUCCUGCGGUGAUUUUUAAACCCUCGGAGAAACACGGCAUCACUCCAUUGUUGACCUUCAUGGUGGAUGAGCACAAUGUUCCUUCCCCUGAGCUUCAGAAAAUGAACGCCUCUCUGUGUGACCCUGCAGCGGUUAUGUAUCAACUGGUGGCAGACCACCAACUUGAUACCAACUGCAACUGCUCCUCUGCCCUUUCAAACUGGACAGCAAGGGGCGUGGCACCUCAGCUGCCCACAUUCAGUACAGCGGCGAAAGCGAGAGUGAUCAUCACCUUCAUCCUCUGUGGCAUAUCUGCCUUUUGUAACCUGGCAGUGCUGUGGGCGGCUCGCAUAGAUGGGAAACGAAAAUCCCACGUGAGGGUGCUGAUUGUCAACCUGACAAUGGCGGAUCUGCUCGUGACCUUCAUCGUGAUGCCCGUAGAUGCGGUGUGGAACAUCACAGUUCAGUGGCUUGCCGGAGACUUUGCCUGCAGGCUGCUGAUGUUUCUUAAGCUGCAGGCAAUGUACUCCUGCGCCUUUGUCACAGUUGUAAUCAGUCUGGAUAGGCAGUCAGCCAUCCUCAACCCUCUGGCCAUCAAUAAGGCCAGAAAGAGGAACAGAAUCAUGCUCACGGUGGCUUGGGUUAUGAGCGUUGUGCUGUCUGUCCCUCAGAUGUUCCUUUUUCACAAUGUGACCAUCAUCCAUCCCGAGGACUUUACUCAGUGCACAACACGGGGGAGCUUUGUCACCCACUGGCAUGAAACAGCCUACAACAUGUUCACGUUUUGCUGCCUGUUCCUGCUGCCGCUGGUCAUCAUGAUUACCUGUUACACCAGGAUCUUCUGUGAGAUCUCCAGACGACUGAAAAAGGACAACUUACCUUCCAGUGAAAUGCACUUGCGGUGUUCAAAGAAUAACAUCCCGAGAGCCCGGAUGAGAACUCUGAAAAUGAGUAUUGUGAUUGUUCUGUCUUUCAUCAUCUGCUGGACUCCAUACUACCUGCUGGGCCUGUGGUACUGGUUCUUCCCUGACGACCUGGAGGGGAAGGUUUCCCACUCCUUAACUCACAUCCUGUUCAUCUUUGGGCUUGUCAACGCCUGCCUGGACCCGCUCAUCUACGGCCUAUUCACCAUCCACUUCAGAAAGGGGCUCCGGAGGUUUUAUACCGGCACCACCACAUCGGCUGAUCUGGAAAACAACACGGUCAUAACUGGGUCUUUUAGUUGUGCUGCCAACUCUUUGUCACUGAAACGGGAGGUGAGCCCUGCCAGCCCUGAGAGGCUCCUGCUGUGCAAAGCAGAGUGGACCCCACCGAGGAGCAGCUUUCUAACAGCCGACAACGACACAGACAGAAAAACUCACCAGUCCAGUGCUGAGAGCAUCUUAUGAGAAGAAUAUAGUAUUGGUUUUACUGUUUUAUUUACUCAUAUUUAUUCAGUGUUGUGCUCUCAUAUGUAGGGUACUCUCAUUCUCUUACACUCACCAAUUAAUUAGAUACACAUGAUCAAGACGAACAGCUAAAGUUUUUCAACUGACCAUCACAAUGAAGACGACAGGUGACUUUGAACUUUGAAUUUGAACAUGGCAUGGUUGCUGGUGCUAGUUAGAGUGUUUAAGAAACAGUUGGCUUUGAAUCUCAUCAUAGAUGUGUAGCUGACAAAUGUGCAGCAACUGUGUGAUGCUAUGGACCAAAAUCUCUGAGGAAUGUUUCCAGCACCUUCUCGUAUCUGUGGCAUGAAGUAUUUAGGCAACUUUGAAAGGAAGUGAGGGUACAAUCCAGUACUAGUCAGGUACCAAUCGGAAUACAUAAAGUGGCCAAUGAGAGUAUGUAUAAAAUACAAAGGCCAAAAAUGGCUGAAUGCUGGAAAAUUGAUAAUUUUGUAUGAUAUUGGGAAAAGCUUCAGAAAAUAAACAGUGAUCAUAUUACAGGAUUAAAAUCAAUGCUUUGUAAGAUCUCUAUAAAUAAAAUCCAGCUGUGUCAGA
This is a messenger RNA of Neolamprologus brichardi, 2085 nucleotides long. NCBI's taxonomy places the organism in Eukaryota, Metazoa, Chordata, Actinopteri, Cichliformes, Cichlidae. The record is from RefSeq and is a predicted model, not a curated record.